AUGCACAACCUCAAUGCACAGUUGGCGCAGAGCUACUGCCUCCGUGUGCAGCUGCACGCUGUUGGCGACUCUCGAAGUACCAGUCCAUUACAGAAGUACCAUAGUUCCAUUACAGAAGUACCACAGUCCAUUACAGAAGUACCACAGAAGUAUCACAGUCCAUUACAGAAGUACCACAGUCCAUUACAGAAGUACCACUGUCCACAGUCCAUUACAGAAGUAUCACAGUCCAUUACAGAAGUACCACAGUCCAUUACAGAAGUACCUCCAUUACAGAAGUACCACAGUCCAUUACAGAAGUACCACUGUCCAUUACAGAAGUACCAUAGUUCAUUACAGAAGUAUCACAGUCCAUUACAGAAGUAUCACAGUCCAUUACAGAAGUACCAUAGUCCAUUACAGAAGUACCACAGUCCAUUACAGAAGUAUCACAGUCCAUUACAGAAGUAUCACAGUCCAUUACAGAAGUACCACAGUCCAUUACAGAAGUACCUGAUUCCACUACAGAAGUACCACUGUCCAUUACAGAAGUACCAUAGUUCAUUACAGAAGUAUCACAGUCCAUUACAGAAGUAUCACAGUCCAUUACAGAAGUAUCACAGUCCAUUACAGAAGUACCUGAUUCCACUACAGAAGUACCACUGUCCAUUACAGAAGUACCAUAGUUCAUUACAGAAGUAUCACAGUCCAUUACAGAAGUAUCACAGUCCAUUACAGAAGUACCAUAGUCCAUUACAGAAGUACCACAGUCCAUUACAGAAGUACCAUAGUUCAUUACAGAAGUACCAUAGUUCAUUACAGAAGUAUCACAGUCCAUUACAGAAGUACCAUAGUUCAUUACAGAAGUACCAUAGUCCAUUACAGAAGUACCAUAGUCCAUUACAGAAGUAUCACAGUCCAUUACAGAAGUAUCACAGUCCAUUACAGAAGUACCACAGUCCAUUACAGAAGUACCAUAGUUCAUUACAGAAGUACCAUAGUUCAAUACAGAAGUACCAUAGUUCAUUACAGACGUACCAUUCUUUAUUCCAUAAGCACCAUACUCCAUCACAGAAGUACUAUAAUCCAUCACGGAAGGAUCAUAUUCCAACGGAGAAAUACCGCCAAACCGUCAGGGCAGUGCCAUAUACCUGUAGCUCUCCCCCACCCUCUCCAUCAACACCACCACACACAUACACAAUCCCCCAGACGCCAGUCUCUAUCCACAUGAACCGAGGGGAGCUCGUCCAUCAAGACUUCCUCCAGUCUUCCAAUCUAGUCGAGACACAAGUGUCCCUACCCCCUUUAAACCGAGGGAGUGGGUCCCCCUAG
Haliotis rubra (blacklip abalone) is the source of this 1311-nucleotide messenger RNA. Its product is annotated as extensin-3-like. The transcript has 3 exons. The coding region runs from base 1 to 1311 and encodes 436 amino acids. NCBI's taxonomy places the organism in Eukaryota, Metazoa, Mollusca, Gastropoda, Lepetellida, Haliotidae. The record is from RefSeq and is a predicted model, not a curated record.